This is a messenger RNA of Halichondria panicea, 1410 nucleotides long. RefSeq lists its product as uncharacterized. NCBI's taxonomy places the organism in Eukaryota, Metazoa, Porifera, Demospongiae, Suberitida, Halichondriidae. The coding region runs from base 1 to 1197 and encodes 398 amino acids. The record is from RefSeq and is a predicted model, not a curated record. The transcript is spliced from 3 exons.
AUGACAGACUUGUGUCAACAGCAUGGCACAGCUGUCCAGAAGGCCUCACCGCUGGAGAAGGCGGCUGCUCUCCAGGACUAUCUGGACCACCUGCAGACAGUAACAACAGAGAGGUCGUAUUAUACGACCAUCUUGAAAGAGUGCAAAGAUUCCAUCAUCACUCACUACACCGUGAAUGGCACCUUCGCUCCUCCACCUAGGAUUCAGGCCAACUCAGUUCCUAUCAAGGCCCACUAUUCCUUUGAAUAUGCCCAGCAGGUGCAUUACCCAAGUGAUCCACUACAACCCGGCCCAGUGUUCUUCCUCACACCCAGGAAGUGCGCCAUCUUUGGAGUUCACUGUGAAGCCUUCCCACGCCAAGUCAACUUCCUAUGUGAUGAGGCUGGAGACUGUGGGAAGGGCUCUAACACUGUGAUCAGUCAGCUCCACUACUUCUUCGAGGACCACGGGCUGGGUGAGACUGAUGUACACCUCCAUGCAGACAACUGUUCAGGCCAGAACAAAAAUAACUACAUGGUCUGGUACCUGCUAUGGAGGGUCAUCACAGGAAGGCACACCAACAUCACACUGUCCUUCCUUGUAGUGGGUCACACAAAGUUUGCACCUGAUUGGUGCUUUGGUCUCUUCAAGCGGCUGUUCCGUAGGACACAAAUAGGCAGUCUGCGGUCAAUUGUAGAUGUUGUCCAGAAGUCAGGAAAAUGCAACGAGGCACAACUGAUUUCGAACGAGGAAGGACGUGUGAUUGUCCCUACUUAUGACUGGGUUACCUUCUUUGCACCCCACUUUAGGAAGAUGCCUGGCAUUAAGAAGGGACGUCACUUAACGUUUUCUUCCUCCCGUCCAGGUGUGGUGUACACGAGGGAGAGUGCAGAUACGGUAACAGAAGCACAUCACAACCUGCUGAAAGAGGGAGCCACAUUUGAUGACCACAGUGAGCUCCCAGAUGUCAUUACCCCAGUAGGCCUGUCAGCACAGCGGCAGUGGUACCUGUAUGAAAAAAUACGGGAAUUCUGCCCUGCAGCUGACAGAGACGUUACCUGUCCUCUCCCGAGUGUACCCAAACCAACCAGUCGCCAGGGCACUCCUGAAUUACCAUCCCCCACUCAGUCACCACCCCCUCCUGCCAAGAGACCACGGCAUUGUGCCCGCUGCAAACAGCCUGGACACAACAGCAGGACCUGCUCAAGCAGUACAUGAAUCUAUGAUUCCAACCGGUUCUUUUAAGAACCACUUCUCUCUCACCUCAUCUAAUCUCAUCUCAACCAAAUGGUUCUUCUAAGAGCCACCAACAACCAAAAGAAUAUCCAGAUAUUAAUUUUAAGUACAGGCUUACCUGCUAAUUAUUAUGUUUGGGUGUGGUUCAGGUUGUACGGACGGGGCCGGGAGGUUAGUUGUUUGGUGUCCAUUCUU